Molecule: messenger RNA, 8142 nt
Organism: Haplochromis burtoni (Burton's mouthbrooder)
Lineage: Eukaryota; Metazoa; Chordata; Actinopteri; Cichliformes; Cichlidae
Product: insulin receptor substrate 1-B
Exons: 4
Coding region: 721-4548 (1275 amino acids)
Biological process (GO): insulin receptor signaling pathway
Cellular component (GO): cytosol; plasma membrane
Molecular function (GO): insulin receptor binding; phosphatidylinositol 3-kinase binding
Source: RefSeq, a predicted model, not a curated record
CCUUAAAUCGGGCUCUAGCUCACUUAGGGGGCUUGGUGGUGGUGUGUGAGAGGGGGAAGAGGUGGAGCUCUGCUAUCAGAGCUGUGAUGAAGUCCUUGAACGCAUCGCGAUCAAAAGUACCAGCAGAGCGCUGAGUGACAGUCCUGCUCCACGGUAGCUGCUCCGCGCCAGAGAAACCAGAGCAGAGCCGAGCGAGGCAGGGGUGGGGGGACACGCACAGAGACCGCGUGCAGCAGGAUGGGCUCCGCGCACUGCGAUGUGCAGUAAUUGGGAUUAAACCUACCGGACGGUGCUUGGAAACACUCACAGCAGCAGCAGUAGUAAUAGUAGUAGUAGUAGUAGUGGAGAGCAGGGGGAGCUCCGCCGCAUGUGCUCCUCUGUGUGCGCCUGAAAGAACUUGUUUUGCUCCGUGCGCUGGGCAAAAAUCGACCCCCUCCUCCUCCAGAGAAAGAAGCGACUCGGCGGUCAUAAACAAACACGGGUUCAGAUUUAAGCUCCGGGACUCGCAGUUGCAGCAACCCCAAACCGACCUCUGACUCUCCUCUCACAUGCCAGCGCCGGUGUGGGGGAGAGAGGCAGAGGAGAGGAGCCGGGGGAUGUUUGGAUCAGCUCGCUGAACUCGCACAAACACCGACGAGGAAAACAAGAAGAAGUCGCGCUGGUUUUUCACGUGGGGGUUUAAAAUAAAGAGAGAGAGGAGGAGAGAGCUCGGGGGGUGUCAUGGAGAGCCAAGCGGGCGAGCAGUACAGCCACGAGGACGUGCGGAAGAGCGGCUACCUCCGCAAGCACAAGUCCAUGCACCGGCGGUACUUCGUGCUCCGCGGCGCCUCGGAGCGCGGUCCGGCCCGCCUGGAGUACUACGAGAGCGAGAAGAAAUUCCGGGGCAAGGCCCCCGUCCCGAAGAAAGUGGUGGCGCUGGAGACCUGCUUCAACAUUAACAAGCGGGCCGACUCCAAGAACAAGCAUAUGAUCGUGCUGUACACCCGGGCAGAGAGCUUCGCCGUGGCCGCGGAGAACGAGGCGGACCAGGACGAGUGGUACCAGGCCAUGGUGGAGCUGCAGUGCAGGAGUAAGAAUCCUAAUGACGGCAGCGGUGCAGGAGACUAUGGAGUGCCUAAUCCUGGACCAGCAUUCAAAGAGGUAUGGCAGGUAAAGGUAUGGCCCAAAGGCCUGGGUCAGGCCAAGAACCUGGUUGGCAUCUACCGCCUUUGCCUGACCGACAAGACGGUGAACUUUGUGAAGCUCAACUCUGAUGCUGCCGCCGUGGUGCUGCAGCUGAUGAACGUGAGACGCUGCGGCCAUUCAGAAAACUUCUUCUUCGUUGAGGUGGGACGCUCUGCAGUGACAGGCCCAGGCGAGUUCUGGAUGCAGGUGGAUGAUUCAGUAGUCGCCCAAAACAUGCAUGAAACCUUGCUAGAGGCCAUGAAGGCGUUGAGUGAGGAGUUCCGCCAGCGCAGCAAGUCUCAGUCCAACUCUGGCCCUGGAGGAGGUGCUACUGCUUCUAACCCCAUCAGUGUUCCCUCACGCCGCCACCACCCAAACCCUCCUCCUAGCCAGGUUGGCUUCACCCGCCGGCCCCGAACCGAGCCCCCUGGAGGAACUAACAGUGGAGCACCCAUCAACUGUGCCAACGCUUCUCCCACGCCAAGGCAUAGCUUCCCGAGGUCUCGCACUGCAAGUGAUGGAGGGAAAGGGGAGGAUGGGAUAACAGGUGCCACACCGAUCCAUGGGGUGAACUCCAGCCCCUCCACCAAUGGCUCUUGCUCUAACACCCCAAUCCUCAGAUCAAAAUCAGCUCGUUCAGCACCCACCACAACUGCUAAAACUCCUUUAGGGUUGAUGCGCUCUAUCUCGACCCCAGCUCCUUCCCCAGCUCCAAGUCUGUCCUCUAGUUCUGGUCAUGGCUCAGAGUUUGGAGGCUUAACGUCUUGUGCUGGUGCUCCGGGGUCUGGAGCCUACAGUCGUAUUCCCUCUCAUCGAGCCUCUGUCUCCGGCUCACCCAGUGACUACGGCUCCUCAGACGAGUAUGGUUCAAGUCCUGGAGAUCACACGCUCCUACCUUCUCCUAGCCUCCCUGGAAGCUCUGUUGGCAGUGUCAGUAGUCAGUCCCUCAGUGAAGAUGGGGCCAACUAUAUCCUAAUGGGCCAACGUAGUAGCAGUGGUGGUGGCAACAGUAAUCAAGGAAGUGGCUCCCAGCAAACACCAGGAACACCAACCUCUGGCUCUCAAACUAAAAGAGUUCUACGCCGCUCCUCCAGCCGAGAAUGUGAAGCUGAACGCAGGCUGCUGAGCAAGCGGGCCUCCUUACCUCCUAUGGCCCUGGAAAGGCUGGCUCCACGUCAGCGCAGAGCUGAGGAGCCAGCAGAUGACGAUUCGGCCGAUUACGCUAUCAUGUCAAGAAGCACGAGCCGAGAGUCUUUUACUUCCACCUGCUCUUCUACACAGAAGGAAUCUGCCAUGAGUGCUGGGUCGGCAGGGGGAGGAGGCGGGUACUUGGAUGUGGCAGGAGAGUUUAAAGCUGAAGGCACUGGAGGAGCAGGUGGUAGCGUAGAUUUAGGCGUGGACAAUGGGUACAUGUCAAUGCUACCUGGAGUUACUCAGCCUCCGACGUCCCUUUCCCAGUCACUGGCCGUUUUGGUCCCCGACUCAGACUCCAAACCUGCUGAUGAUUACAUGGCCAUGACUCCUAACAACAGCGUGUCGCCUCCACAGCAGAUUCGACCUCCACCAAAUUCUGAUGGCUAUAUGAUAAUGUCCCCUAAUAGCAGCUGUUCCCCUGACCAGCGUGGAGGUCUCUCCGGUGGGGCUUGGGUGGGCAGUGGCAGUGCAGACAGCAGGCCAGGCAGUGACUAUAUGAACAUGUCUCCAAUUAGUGCACGUUCUGUAAACGGCAGUCCCCCACCUCCUGAGCACUCAUCACAUUUGGAGACCAGUCCGCAGCAACAUGGUCCCAAGAUGGUGUACUCUUACUAUUCCCUACCCAGGUCUUAUAAACAUAGCCCCUCUACCGGACACUUUGAUGAUGGUCCUGGACGAGGAAGAAGGCCCAAUGGGAGUUCUAGGAGGGGAAUGGGUGGCGGUAAACCUAUUAGAGGGCUUCAGGAGCAAGCAGCAGUUGGUAAUGCAGUAGUUGGACGCCACCUGUCUCUCUCAUCUUCCUCGUACUCCUCCAGCUCAGCCAGCAGUGAAAGUCUGGGUGAGAGCGACGAGCGAACUAGCCAGGCUUUGAGUAACGUGACUGGGGGAACUCAGUCCAAGCAUGGGAGUAAGCAGCAGCAGAGAAGAGGCUCUGGUGGGUUGUCCAAGCAGGGUAGCUAUACUAGAAGCAGACCUGUUAGCCUGUUUGUUGACGUAUCCAAAGCGAACACUCUUCCUAGAGUUCGUGAGAACCCUCUGCCACCAGAACCUAAGAGCCCUGGGGAGUAUGUAAGCAUUGAAUUCAAGGGGGAGAAGGGCAAUCCGACUGGGAUAGGAUUAGGUCGUGGUAGGGGUCUAAGGCAUGGAUUAUCGCUGCCUCAUGGCUCCAGCAGCCAGCAGCCUCAACAGAAGCCAUCUUCUUCCUUUGGAAACUUUAUACCCCUUUCCCGUAGCCCAUCUGCCCCGAUCACUCCACCAGCUGCCUCUGAGUACGUCAACAUGGACCUGGGCCCUUCUCCAUCGCCCUCACCCCUCUCUCUUACCCCGCUGGUUUUCCCCUCUUUCCAUACCCCUCCCACACCCCCAACGCUUGCUCAUGCCCCUAAACCCUGUAAUGAGGAUAAUACUGAACCUCAUGAAGAUGAGGUUGAAGUGGCAGAGGCCCUACUUAGGAAAAACAGAGAAAGCGUUCCAUCAGUGAUGAAAUCCGAGUCUCCUACAUCAUGUGGAGACUACACAGAGAUGGCCUUCAGUUUGAAUAACAACCCUGUCCCCCGGUCAUCAUCUAGCGUCUCCCCAAAAGGCGCAUCUCCCACCAGGGAUGAUACAUCUGUGCUGCCACGGGGUCUAGACUUUCCCCUAUCCAAAACAGGACCCAACCCAGACCAGGGAGCUAAAGUUAUCCGGGCCGACCCCCAAGGACGCAGACGGCACUGCUCAGAAACCUUCCUUGCCUCAACUUCCCUCUCCACCUCUACCUCGACUUCUUCCUCAACUGCUUCCCUCUUUCCUGAACACCAGUCUGUAGCCCGCCGGCUGGGCUUUGAAAGCAUGCUGUGGGGCAAUGGUGUUGUGACUGAAUCUCCCACUCAGUUCCCCCUUCCUGGACAGCAAUCUCUUCCCACAAAUGCUCAGACUUCAUCUGCAGAGCAAGGCCUUAACUACAUAGACUUGGAUUUGGCCAACAAGGAGAGCCCCCACGUGGGACUGGAUGGGCCCUCUGGCAACCAGGCCCCAUCUCGCCUCUUCUCUGGAAUGGGUUCUGGUUCUGGGGUGGGGGCGGCAGGUGCAUCAGUCGGCAGCAGCGGCAGUGGCAGCUCCAGCCUGAACACGUACGCCAGCAUUGACUUCUACAAAUCAGAGGAGCUGCGGACGCACCAAAAUGGAAGCAAGGAGGGAACUGAGUGCUGAUGUUGGUGAAUCGUCCCUGGGGAAAACAAAGGCUCCGCCUCUUCAUUUUGUGGCAACCUAUCGCAUCGAGAGAGCAGCUGGAUCGGACACGGUCCUCAAGCACUUUGUCAGAGACUGAUGGAAAACUUCUUUUCUUUUUUUUUCCUCUUCGCUUUCAUCUAGUUGGUUGUGGAAACCAACAGGGAUGUGUGCCAAAUGACAUUCUUAAAAAGCUAUUUGCUGCUCUCAUUCCUUGAGUGAAACCCAUCAGAGGAGGGUACAAAAAUGGAGAACAGUGUUUUCUUUUUUCUUUUUUUUUUUCCUAAUUGGAAGAGCUCCAAUUAUAAAGAAUACAACGGUUGAUGAAAAAGAAAAAUGUGUGGAAUUGUACAUCUGCUCAAAAAGUGCCUCAUUUUCAGAUUGUAGCCAUUUUCCAGAGAACUUCAGUGAAGCUUUGUGGGGUGUUUUUUGUUGUUUUUCUUUCCAAGCUUGAUUUAAUGUAGUUCUAAAAACAAAAGUGGGGAGCACUGGUGUGAGCUUUUACUGCAUUCAUGUCAUAAAGUAUGGAAGGUUUGAAGGUUUGCUGUGUGUGCACAGCGAUCGUCAGCUUUCUGAUUACAGAGUUGCUCGUAUGUGGCUGAAAAACAUUAUAGACACUAUGUCUUUAGGUUUCAGUUCAUAUUCCUUGAUGUGAGUCUUCCAAGAUGGGUAAGAUCAAGAAAAACAUGUUGACAGUCCUAACUGGAAUGUUGAAAUAAAAUGAAACGGGGGGGAGAUUGUACACAAUAAAUAUGACAUGAACGCAGAAAUUUCACUAAGUCCUCAGAGCCACAAGCCUAGAGACCAGUCGGCAACCUCCUGGCAACUUCUGGUUGCUAGGGAAAAAGUUAGUAUUCCCCAGCGAAUUGUUGCUAGAGGAAAUCACUGCACCAAAAACUGCACCUUCUUGUCAUUGCUGUGGUUGCCAGCAGGUUGCUGCAGUCACUUGUAGUUUGCAAGGAAGAUGCAGACUUGUCUGCAAACACUCACCGCUUACUCUCCCAAGCAAACCAUAAACCAACACGUUUCAAAAGUUGCAACCUGUUUUGAAGGCAAACAGUUCUCCAUUUCCAAUUUUUUCUUACAGUUUCACAGUUGCUUGGUGAAGAGAUGGAAAGUGUUAGCGGACAGCAUUUCUUCUUGCAGCCUCUAGCAAGCAAAGCAAUCACAAUGUUUUUGAUGCAGGAAUAAAAACACCUUUUUGUGACCAAUUUCAGAGUCGUAUAAUACCCAUUUUUCCUUAGAAAACGGUGGUUGCAACGGGGUUACUAACUAGUCUCCAACCAUUUGAGUAUGGAGCUUUUGCAAUCAGUUUCACAGCAACUGCCAGCAGCCUCUAGCAAUGACUCGCAACUGGUUGAGGAAUAAAUAUUUUAACCUAGCAACCAGUAGCUGCUAAAUGGUCGCUAGCAAGCCACUAGGCUUGUCUGACUGAGACCUAAAGUACUAGCAAUCUGCUAGCCUUCCUUUCUACUGUGAGAAAUACUAGCAUAGCUGCUGUUAGCGUACUGUUAAAUAUUAUGUGUCGAUUUUACUCUUCAAAAUUCAAAUUUUUCUGCUCCUGAUAUCUUCUUCACUGCAUACUUUCACUGUUCGGUGAGCCAUAAGUAUUGAGCGCACAGGCCUCAAAUAAAAGACACUUGUAGCAGGGAGUACAGUUGCCUGCUAGCUAGUUAAAACCAGCUAGAUCAGAUUAACAUAUUAGCAUUGUGCCAGGGCGUAAAUUCGCCGUCCUGCUGACCACAGCUCAGGGUUAGACCCCCCCUCCCCAAAUAUACUGCUAAGCAAUCCCAUUAGAGCUACUGGCUCCAGACACUUGUGUCUCACUUAAUCCCCUUCAUCUCAGGAUGCUAAAUAGCAUACAGUGCACACAGCUGAGGACAGAGGCCCUAUCAAUAGCCAUGCUGAUGCUAGCUUUGUAGCCGUCAGCACACUGCUUUUUAGCAGCUGAGCAGGGAUCAGUUCUCAUUUCAUCAGUAUGAAAAAAACUGCAGUUUGUUCACUUGGGUUUUUUUACACAACACCAAACAUUUUAAGAGGUGUUUUCACUUUGCUUUGGCCCCAAGUCCUUCUUUUCUGUCUAGGCUCUUGCUUCAAUCUCUGCUAUGCAUUAGAACUUAAGUGCCUGUCUGUCAUAUCUCUCUCUUAGCAACUAGCACUAAUAUAGAUAUCCUAUCAGAGUAUACUGACUAUUUUUGUCUCUUAUUGUUUUUGGGUCUCUUUUGGCUGUACAGUUCUCAUGAAAAAACUUUUUCUGUUUGUGCGGUGUGGCAGCGAUUUAUCCGAUGACUUGACUGAUAGCCGUGGCUUUGAGCCCAUAAGCGUUGGACCUUAAUGGAGGACUAAAUCGCAGCAGUGCCAAAACACAAAAAAAUCGCGGCUGUUCUCCUCUGGUGACCUUGAGCUCUCAAGUCUGGACACAUUGCUUUGUUUUUGUUUUGGGGGGGAUGAAAAAAUGUUAAAAAAUGUAACCUUUUAUGUUCUCCCUCCCCUGGUGUUUUCUUUAGCAGCGAGGGGAAAACUGUGACAUAUCUCACCUCGCUGUCUGCUCAUUGUGAAGAUUUGCGUAUGCUUUAACCUUGAAUUUGUGUGUGACUCUGACUGGAGGGUUUAAACAAAAUACAAGUGCACGAAGAGGAAGAAAAGGCCGCCGCACAGAAACAGCAGCAAGAAGGAGAAAAAUAAUAAAUAACUUAACGUCUAAUUACACAUGUAUGUGUGUAGCUGCAAAUUUGGACUCGCGUGUUUGCCCGCCUGCCUCGGGAUGCUCGUGAACUUUUUCCCUCUGGUCACAUGACUUUUGAGGUUGACAGCGUAACAAUUGAGCUUUUUUGAUUGGUAGGAAACUGCGGGUAAUAAAGGAUAGUCAUUCAGAAUUGAGAGGGGGGAAGAAUAAGAAUGAAAAACAGACUCAUGAACACACGAAUCUCACGUGUUUACCCACUCCAGACUCGCAGGCAAACACGCGAUAAUGAGUAGAAAUGCUUCUAAUGGUAUUUUUGGAGAUGUUCUCAUAAUGUAACUCAGCAGUUUUCAGCCAAAACGCAAAUGCUUGAUGGUACUUUGGAGUUUAGAAAGAGCGCACAAACACAGUUGCUUUCAAUCCUGUCGUUAUUAUCCUGCCAUUAAGAGCCCCCCAUCCCUCAAGCUCUGAGCAUCUGAUGAUUUUAUUCUUUUUUUGUUUUAUUUUUGCUUCAUAAUGAACGUUUUUACCUUGUCAAACUGCCCGCAGCCUGGAAAACUUCGGCUGCCCGUGGCGACGUACUCGAUUGUCACACCCACAUAUCAUGAACUGAACUCCUUCUGGGAGACGCUCAGGCAGUUUUAAGGUCGGCUGUAUGAUUUCAUUCAUUGCAUUGUUAGCGGAUGUAGACGUGUUCAUUAAAUGUGCAGGAAGGUGCUGCUGCUGCUGCUGCUGUUCUGAAUUGUAUGUAUUCCUCCUGUUCCCCCCGAGGGAUGGUACUGAAUGGGGAAUAUUGUGAGAUUUGCCAUUGAUGUAGACAGUUUUACUUCUAUUGCUUGAGGAAAAACAAAAUCUGACUAGAAAGGAUUAAAAAAAGUCAAACAACAAAAGGA